This is a messenger RNA of Camelus dromedarius (Arabian camel), 3073 nucleotides long. It is a transcript of the gene YPEL4, whose product is annotated as yippee like 4. The record is from RefSeq and is a predicted model, not a curated record. Lineage: Eukaryota; Metazoa; Chordata; Mammalia; Artiodactyla; Camelidae. Bases 1792 to 2175 code for a protein of 127 amino acids. The transcript is spliced from 5 exons.
UGGCCUUCUGUGCAGCCGUUCCUUGGCCUGAUGGGGAAGCAGGGGAGAGAGAGGGAGGGAGGCGUGCCGGAGGCUGGGAAGGAGUCUGAGAGCAAGGACCUGGCCCCUUCCUGGGGCCCCUCGAAGGUGUGCUAGGUGGAGCGCGUCAGAGGGGAACUUGCAGGCAAAGUUGAAGGCAGACCUGAGAAGUGGAGGCUGAACAGUGUUCUGCUGGUGAGAAGGGCUGUUUCCUGCGGCCAGAGCCCAAUGUCACCCUGAACUCAGCCCAAGGUGUCUUCCUGGGCCCCAGCAGGGGGAGAGGACCUGAAACUGAAGAUGGUCUCUGUCGAGGGGUUUUUGUAGAGACUGCCUGGUGGCCCCAGGGAACACUGAAACAGCUGGAGUGCUAGCGGCCACCGCAGAGGACAGGACGAGUGAUCCUUUUUGCCCUGGCUGCUCAGGGCCACGCUGACUCUGCUCUGCCUAGUGGCCUAGCGUUGCCAGAGCACCCAGCUGGCAUCUCUGAACCAGACUUGGGCUAAACCACCCAUGAUGGGCAAGGACCCACGAAGAAGGCAGGACCUCACUUGCUUAUCAGAGCCAACAGAGGACACCUCCCUCCUUAUCAUCUGCCACCAGCAUCCCCAGCCACUUUGGGGUUGGAGUCUGGGCAACUGCCUCAAGAUUCUUAACCAGAUCCCAGCAGUUAUUUUAUCUUGGGUCACCCAUAGAGUCACUGCUGUCCAUCCCUGCCCCUGGGAGAAGGUGGGAAGACACAUCCUCUGCCUUGUGCCCCGAAGCACAGGAUUUGAAAACAAGAGUCCCCUCUUCUGCUGCCCUUCUUAGAUGUUGUUCCCACACACACAACUCAGCCCAGGAGCGCUGGCCUUCCUGACACAGUCCCAGGUUCCCACUGGUUCCUGCUGUCAGACUCAACCGGAGGGAAGAUAGUUUCUCUCCUAGGCUGGAGGCCCGAGUCUUUAACUGAGAGCCAAAGCAACAAUUACAGAGGGCAGCAGAGAGAGUCCACGGGCUCAGGGGCUGAGAGGACGGCCAGGUGCCGCAUCUGAGCCAGAAUGAGUGGCCCAAGGGGCAGGACUGGGCAGCAGCCAUGUCUGAGGUCUUGGUACCAGAGGAGACAUCCGUCAAGUUCUAGUUCCCAGAGUGCAGGACUCAGCCCCAGGAGAGGGCUGAAGCAGAGUGUGUGCACCUGCCCGCUCCCCUCCCCUUUCUCACCACGCCCCUCCCUCCCACACAAACAGUCUGGUGGACCAAUUACAUUGCAAAUGGAGGCUGCAAGGAAGAAAACCCUCCAGACAUCCCCAACUUUUACAAAGUGCUGAGCCCCAGAGCCUACCCGUGCACGUGGGACGCAAAUCUUCACAAAAGAACUGAAAAUCCAGUUAAGAGCACUUGCAAAGGACGUUGCUCCCAUGGCAGCGCUUGUGCCAGCGGGCUGCUCUCAGUGGAAAAUGGUAGAGACUGCUCCCGCCCCAGGAGGGAGAGACAUCACCUCCAGGGCUAGAGGCCUGGGACCUCUAGAGCAGAUGGCAACCCAGAGGACAGGGAGACCCAAUGCAACUGGACACUGAGGAGGGUCGAUGGUGAUGGGGGAAGUAGGGGUACAGGUGACUUCCAUUUCUAUCUGGUUCACGUCUGGGGGGGCCCUGGCCGGGCAGCCCCCCCACAUUUCUCCUGCCCUGAAACACGGCUCUAGCCAACCUGCUCCGCUGCUUCACCUGCGACCGUCUGUGUGGGGGCUGCACGGCGCCAGCCCCUCCCGCCCGCCAGGGCAUCGUUCUCCAGCCAGUCAUGCCCAGCUGCGACCCGGGCCCGAGCCCUGCCUGCCUCCCCGCCAAGACGUUCCGCAGCUACCUGCCCCGCUGCCACCGCACCUACAGCUGCGUCCACUGCCGCGCACACCUGGCCAAACACGAUGAGCUUAUUUCCAAGUCCUUCCAAGGGAGCCAUGGCCGAGCCUACCUGUUUAACUCCGUGGUCAACGUGGGUUGUGGGCCAGCGGAACAGCGCCUCCUGCUCACGGGGCUCCACUCGGUAGCUGAUAUUUUCUGCGAGAGCUGCAAAACCACACUGGGCUGGAAAUAUGAACAAGCUUUUGAGACGAGCCAGAAGUACAAGGAAGGGAAGUACAUCAUUGAAAUGUCACACAUGGUGAAGGACAACGGCUGGGACUGAGGGGCUCAGGCAGGCUGUGCCGUUCCUCCGCAUGCCCCACCCUCCCCACACCUGUCCCCUGGCCCUGCCAAGCAGUCCAUACCAGCAUGAGUACUGCCCCACCCCUGGGGGGAACCCGGCUCCCACCAACCCCUCCCCCGCCUCCACCUCAUCACUCCCAGACCCCUUUGGAACAGGGGUCUGGGGUACCCCAGGGGUGUUGAAGGCUCAGGAGUGGGCAGCAGUCAGGGAGAGACAGACUUUGGGAAAGGGAUGGUUGUGGGUCCUUCUAGCCCUAAGUUCCUGAAAAUUGCAGGGAUGGCAGGGCACAGACUCAGGCAGAGAGGACCAUGGGAGGAAUCAGUGUUUGAACUAUGAGUGAACAGAGGAGAAACCUUGAGUUAUGGGGCUGGUAGAUCCCAGGCCACAGAAAAGCAGAUGAGAAAAGGCUCAAGUUGGAGUGAAAUUUUGGCCUCAGACACCAGAGUCCCUGAGGGUGAAGUUUCCCACCCCCAUUUGUAGGAAAAAGGAUUUGGGUCGGGGUGGGUGGAAGAAAAAAGUCCCAAAUCCCAGGCCCUGGGAAAUAAAAGAAUCACAGGGGUUUCCAUUUCACUCCACUUGUUAGUUUAUCUUGGCACUAAAGAGGCACUUUCGAGUAACUGACCUUUGCCAUUGGGUGGGGUGGGGAGAGCUGCCCCUGGGACAGACCCCACCCCCAGCUGGCAGUUUCCAGAAAAAGCAGUCUUUGUGGGCAUUCUCCGAGGCCCAGCCACUGCUCCCUGGUACCCAGUCCCUGGGAGGGAAGGUGGGAAAUUAGUACUAUGGGGCCAGGCUUCCUCAUGGCUGCCACCAGCGAACGAAACUUUUGUAUGAUACAUAAAGUGUUUGGGUCUAUUUUUAAUAAAAAGGGGAAAAGCAA